Molecule: messenger RNA, 657 nt
Organism: Hevea brasiliensis (rubber tree)
Lineage: Eukaryota; Viridiplantae; Streptophyta; Magnoliopsida; Malpighiales; Euphorbiaceae
Exons: 3
Coding region: 1-657 (218 amino acids)
Source: RefSeq, a predicted model, not a curated record
AUGGCAUGUGAAUCUGCAAAAGAAGCUUGGGACAAGUUAAGACUAGAGUUCCAAGGAAGUCAUAAAACAAAGCAAAUGCAGAUCUUCAACUUAAGGAAGGAGUUUGAGCUGCUCAGACUGAAGGAAACUGAGAAGGUGAAAGAUUAUAUUGACAGGGUUAUGAAGAUUGUUAAUCAAAUCAGGUUGUUGGGGGAAGAAUUUGAAGAAAAGAGAAUUGUGCAGAAGCCAAUGCUCUUCAAGCCGUGGAGCAAAGAAAAACUUUUAGAGAGGAGGAGAGUUCAAGUGAAAGUGCUCUUGGCAUCUCAAAAGUCUAAGACUCAGUCUGAUGGUGGAUUUAAAAAGCAAUCAGGUGGAAAAAGAGGUAAAGAGAAAAAGGAUCAGCAGAACAGUAGAAGGAAAUACAGAAAAUACAAGUUUCCACUUUGUCCUCAUUACAAGAAAACCAAUCAUACUGAAAAUUAUUAUUGGUGCAGGCUAAGAGUUCAUUGCAGGUCCUAUAAGCAAUUUGGUCAUGUGGAUAAGCAGCUCAAGAUUCUGAUGUGUGGCUCAUUGAUAGUGGAUGCACACAUCAUGACUGCAAAUUUGAAGAAUUUUAAAUGCUUGGAUGGAGAAUAUUCUUCCAAAGUCAGACUUGGUGAUGGCAGACUGUGGGAGUAA